AGAAGAAAAGAAGAAAAGAUGAAACUUUCUUUUCUUCUUCUCUGAAAAUCAUAACAUAAUUCCAAGAAUAUACCGAUUUUUUGGAGAUAAGGAGAUAAUUAAUGGCUUCUUCCACCUCUUCACGCUUCCUUUUUCCUCAAAAUCAAUAGAUUUUCUCUAUAAAAAAAUGAUAUAGAUAUAAAUUCUCUCUUUUUUAUUGAUAUCAGAUAGUAUUUGUUAACGAUUUUGAAGAUUAUUUGGUUGAGAAGCAUAUGAUCCUGCGGAAAUGGGAGCAUGUGUAUCGCGGCCAGAUAGUUGUGUUGGAGGUAAAUUGAAAGGUUCGAAUAAGUUUAGGAAAAGAAGGGGAAGAAGAAGAAGGAAGAAAUCUAGCUCACUUCACAAAAUUGAUGAGUCAUUUCCUUUGGAUAACUACAAUCCAACAUUUCAGGGACGGAUUGAGGAGGCAUGGUUUGAUUCCGCUGCAAUAUUUGAAUCUGAUUGCAGUGAUGAAGAUUUCCAGAGUGUUCCUGAUGAUGUACUCUCUGUCAACAGCUUUGAUUGUGGGCGGACUAGUGUAGCUUCUAUCAAAGAUACUAACCAUGGGGAUGUUAAUUUAAACCAUGAUGGACCUCACAGUGAGGUACGACCUGUUUUCCUUGAUGAGAUCUCGUCCUCUGAAAAUAUAGGUAGUGACAGGGAGGAUGGUUUGUUGGAGAACUGUGGAAUUCUUUCAAACAACUGUCUGCCCUGUCUUACCUCCACUGUUGUGCCUGUUGAGAAGAGAUCUCUUAGCUCUAGUCCUCCAAGUUCAAGGAAGAAAGCGGACCUAAAGCUUCCCUUCAAAUGGAAAGAUGGAAAUCCUUGUGCCACUCUACUUUCAUCUAAAACCGUGCUUCAAAGGCCCAUAGCUGGUAUCCAAGUACCAGUUUGCCUGUUGGAGAAUAAAUUGCCUGAUAGUUGGUCCCAUAUUGAACCAAAUACCUUCAGGGUCCGGGGAGGAAACUAUUUCAGGGACAAAAAGAAAGAGUUUGCGGCAAAUAAUGCUGCAUAUUAUCCUUUUGGUGUUGAUGUAUUUUUAUCUCAAAGAAAAAUUGAUCAUAUUGCUCGACUUGUGGAACUUCCUGUCAUUGAACACUCUGGGACACUUCCACCCAUUCUUGUAGUGAAUAUUCAGGUACCACUAUAUCCUACUGCAAUUUUUCAGGGUGAAACUGAUGGUAAAGGAAUGAGUUUUGUCUUGUACUUUAAGCUUUCCGAAAGUUAUGCAAAAGAACUUCCUUUUCAUUUUCAAGAGAACAUAAGAAGAGUAAUGGAUGAUGAAGUGGAAAAAGUGAAGGCUUUUCCAAUGGAUGGUAGUGUUCCCUUUAGGGAAAGGUUGAAGAUAUUAGGUCGUGUAGCAAAUGUGGAGGACCUUCGGUUAAGUGCAGCAGAGAGGAAGCUUAUGCAGGCGUACAAUGAAAAACCUGUUCUUUCACGUCCUCAACAUGAGUUCUAUAAGGGAGAAAAUUAUUUUGAGAUUGAUAUAGAUAUGCACAGAUUCAGUUACAUCUCUAGGAAGGGUUGCGAAACAUUCCUAGAUAGGCUAAAGCUAUGCUCCUUGGAUGUAGGCCUCACAAUUCAGGGUAACAAAAUUGAAGAAUUGCCGGAGCAGAUCUUAUGUUGUAUACGGUUAAAUGAAAUCGACUAUGUGAAUUAUCAGCAACUCGGGGUUAAUAAUGAAACCCCUUGAAUAGGUGCACAAACAGUGUAAUCCACAGGGUAUGGCAAAUAAGUGAUGAAGUUAUUGUUAGCUAGUUUGUGUCCUUCCCUUUCUCCAAUUGUCAAAAUCUCUGUUUCAAAUGUGCUCUCUCGCGAAGCAAAUGGCUUAUCGAGCGAGCUAUAGAUAUUUGAAUCUAUGGACAAGGAUGAGAAAAUAGUCAAUUGAGUGGGUGUUCUUUGUUUCAA
Molecule: messenger RNA, 1923 nt
Organism: Solanum tuberosum (potato)
Lineage: Eukaryota; Viridiplantae; Streptophyta; Magnoliopsida; Solanales; Solanaceae
Exons: 9
Coding region: 266-1708 (480 amino acids)
Source: RefSeq, a predicted model, not a curated record